GGCCAACCUGCUGUUUCAUGGCAUUUAUUCCUCUCUCUCUCUCUCUCUCUCUCUCUCAAACACCCGCACAGAGUGCAAGCAACCACCGUCCAGAAGCUCAAAACUCCCAUCUCUAACCAGAUGUGAUGUUCCUCCCUCUCUCUCUCUCUAUCUGUCUCUCAAGCAUUUUCCCGUUUCAUCUACUUCACCAGCACACGCUGUCUGAAGCAGAACAGGAAUUGGAGGUAAGACUGUUCUCCCCCACCUAUGAGAAGUUGUAUGAAGAGCAAGCUCAAAGGUAUGCCUCCACAUCCGAUGUGAUCAGUGGCCAUCAUGAGCUUCUAAGAACUCUCAUGCAGGUUGGUUUGUGGUAAAAAUGUCUCUCUUUUAAAUGAAGUUGGAGAAAAUGGGUGGAAAAAGGAACUAGAUUUGCACUACUUUGGGUCGUGGAAGGAGCACAGGAAGAAUGGACAAGUCAAUGAUUCUGAUGGGGGGGAAAAACCCUGUUGUUUUUAGGUGGAAUGUGAGAUUGCUUAGUUUUGUUUCAGCUUUUCUUGGUCAAAUGAAGAAGACAUUUCCCAGUUGUGGAGUGAAAAUUGUGUUUUCUCCCAUUUGAGGUUAGAGAUGUUGAUGUCUGACUCAACCUGGGCGAUCCACUGCGGAAAGUCAUUCAAGAAAAUGUAGCGAGGGGCAGACGUUCUGGGAGUCUUCCACUUGUCGAGCUGGGUUUUAUGAUGUGAUGGCAUCCCUGAGCAGUUUGGUGAGAGAUCUGCUCGUCUCCAUUUUUAGCAUUAACAGAGUGUUUCUGGGAUUCUUGUGGAAUCUGGUGCUCUCGCCGAAUUUCUUGCGACUAGUUUCGGGUCUCGGUUCCAUGUCCUCCAUUGCCAUUUCUUAUGGCGAGAACGGCCCUGUUUUCUGCGGGUUAAAUUCAGACGGUUCCCAUCUUGCGACCUGUUACGGCUCGAAUACUGCGAUAAUAUAUGGGAUUCCAGGUCAUUUCCCCUUAGCCGGCUUGACGGCGGGCGACGGAUUUGUGUGCGGUCUCCUUUUGGAUUCUAGCCAACCGUAUUGCUGGGGAAGUAGUGCCUACAUAGAGAUGGGUGUGCCUCAGCCCAUUACGAAAGGAGCUCAGUACCAAGAAAUCAGCGCUGGCGAUUACCAUUUGUGUGGCUUGAGGAAGCCCUUAACAGGGAGGCGCCGAAACGUUUCGCUGGUGGACUGUUGGGGCUAUAAUAUGACUGCUAGCUAUGCAAUUGAUGGGCAGAUCCAUUCUAUCUCCGCUGGGUCCGGCUUUAACUGCGGGCUGUUUGCUCAAAAUGGAUCGGUCUAUUGUUGGGGCGAUGAGACAAGUAGCCGUGUGAUCAGUCUAGUUCCAAAAGACAUCAGAUUUAAGAAAAUUGCAGCCGGUGGAUACCAUGUUUGUGGGAUAGAGGAUGGAGUUAGUUCUAGGGUCUAUUGUUGGGGAAGAAGCUUGGUGCUUGAAGAGGAAAUCUCGGUGGCACAUUCAUCGGAUUCCAACCAAGGACAUGUCGACUUGCCACCUCGUGAUCCAAUGACUUCAAUUGUGGGAGGAAAGUUUCAUGCUUGCGGGAUCAAGAGCGCUGACCAGGAGGCAAUCUGUUGGGGUUUCAUGGUGAAACCUAGCACCCCAGCUCCCGGCAACACCAAGAUUCUCGAAAUAGCGGCUGGAAAUUAUUUCACAUGUGGCAUCCUCGCCGAGAAAUCCCUUCUGCCCGUGUGUUGGGGUCAGGGGUUUCCUACAUCUCUUCCGGUUGCUGUCUCACCGGGCCUCUGCAAAUCGGUUCCUUGUGCUCCCGGCACUUAUGAAUUUAGUCAAGAUAAUGCUCCGUGCAGCUCGCCAGGUUCCAGAGUUUGCUUGCAGUGCAGCGACGGCUGUCCUACCGGGAUGUACCAAACUGCUGAAUGUACAUUGAAAUCUGAUAGGAAAUGUGAGUACAAUUGCUCUAGCUGCUUCUCCGCCGAUUGCUUCUCGAAUUGCUCUGCUAAUUCAAAUGCCAAUCUUAAUAGAAGAAGGAACCAGAGAUUCUGGUCUCUGCAAUUGCCGGUCAUUGUUGCAGAAAUCGUGUUUGCUGUCUUCUUAGUCAUUGUUGUAUCUACAACUGCACUUUUAUACGUCCGUUAUCGAAUAAGGAACUGUCAGUGCUCGGCAAUGGAUUCGAAAGCCAAGAAAUCGAUGGCAAGCGGUUCUCCUUUCCAGAAACAGAACACUAGUAUGAGCCGUCCCGAGCUAGAUGAGCUCAAGAUCAAAAGGGCUCGGACGUUCUCUUACGAGGAACUCGAAAGGGCCACUGGCGGGUUCAAAGAGGAGUCACAAGUGGGAAAGGGGAGUUUCUCGUGCGUAUUCAAGGGGAUCCUGAAAAAUGGCACCGUGGUCGCGGUGAAAAGAGCCAUAAUGUCUUCGGAUAAGCAAAAGAACUCGAAAGAGUUCCGUACGGAGCUGGAUCUGCUCUCUAGGCUCAACCACGCCCAUUUGCUGAAUUUGCUCGGGUACUGCGAAGAAGGCGGAGAGAGACUUCUGGUUUAUGAAUUCAUGGCUCAUGGAUCAUUGCACCAACACCUUCAUGGGAAGAACAAAGCCCUGAAAGAGAGGUUGGACUGGGUGAGAAGGGUCACCAUAGCGGUCCAAGCCGCUCGGGGAAUUGAGUAUUUGCACGGCUAUGCUUGCCCGCCAGUGAUCCACCGGGACAUCAAAUCCUCGAACAUACUCAUCGACGAAGAGCACAAUGCGCGAGUGGCGGAUUUUGGCCUGUCCUUAUUGGGCCCUGUCGACUCCAGCUCUCCGCUGGCCGAGCUUCCGGCAGGCACUCUCGGAUACCUCGACCCCGAGUACUAUCGGCUUCACUACCUCACCACUAAGUCUGAUGUCUACAGCUUUGGCGUUCUGCUGCUGGAAAUCCUUAGUGGCAGGAAAGCAAUAGACAUGCAAUAUGAGGAAGGUAAUAUAGUGGAAUGGGCUGUUCCUCUUAUCAAGACCGGGGACAUUUCGAAUAUCUUAGACCCGGACCUAAAGCCUCCAUCCGAUCUUGAAGCUCUAAAAAGAAUCGCGAAUGUCGCUUGCAAAUGCGUGAGGAUGCGCGGGAAGGACCGGCCCUCGAUGGACAGAGUAACCACUGCGCUGGAGCGAGCGCUCGCGCAGCUAAUGGGCAGCCCGUGCAUCGAGCAGCCGAUAUUGCCCACCGAGGUGGUCUUGGGAAGCAGCAGGAUGCACAAGAAGUCAUCCCAAAGGUCAUCGAACCGGUCGGUGUCGGAGGCCGACGCAGGGGAGGGCGAGGACCAGAGGUUUGAGUUCCGCGCGCCGUCGUGGAUAACAUUCCCGAGCGUGACGUCAUCGCAGAGGAGGAAGUCCUCGGUCUCGGACGCCGACAUCGAGGGGAAGAACUUCGAUGUGAGGAACGCGGCGGGGGGCGGGGUCGGGGACGGGUUGAGGAGCUUGGAGGAAGAGAUAGGGCCCGCCUCUCCUCAGGAGAACUUGUUCUUGCAACACAAUUUCUAAGGAUGGCUUUAGGAAUGUAAAGGGCACGAGAAGGAGAGAACUAUGGAGGAGGGUUGUCAAUUCUUUUUUGCAUUGGUUUCUGACUCGCGUUCUAGGAAUUGCAAUGUAUCUUUUUUCUCUUUUCCCCCUUUAAUAUUUUUUUUCUUUUCUUCUCUUACAUUUUUCCCUUUUCUAGGGGGGGCCCUCUAAGAUGGUAGUCACUGUGAUGAUAAAUUUGGAGAUGAUGUUUGGGGUAAGCCAAGAAAUUGGAUAAACUCAAUCUUCCUGGUAAA
Messenger RNA from Syzygium oleosum, 3765 nucleotides. Its product is annotated as serine/threonine-protein kinase-like protein ACR4. The transcript has 2 exons. The record is from RefSeq and is a predicted model, not a curated record. Gene Ontology annotation, molecular function: protein kinase activity; ATP binding; protein binding. Gene Ontology annotation, biological process: protein phosphorylation. The coding region runs from base 719 to 3493 and encodes 924 amino acids. Lineage: Eukaryota; Viridiplantae; Streptophyta; Magnoliopsida; Myrtales; Myrtaceae.